UUUUUUGGUUACAACGGUUUUUGUCCGCAGUUCAUCUUGUAGCGGCCACGGGGGCCCCUCAAUCUCUCACUCGCGUGAGCAUGGCGGCGGCGGCGCAGCAGCCGCGGGGCGUGGCGCGGCGGUGAGGGUCUGAGGGAGAAGCUGCUGCUCACGGAGGAGGAGCGGAAAUCCCGGCUGGUGUCUUCUCGAUUUCCUCCCCCGCCUCCGCCUCGGCGCACCGGUCGGCGACGCCGGUGGGCAAGGACCGCGAGAUGACAUGAUCAUGCUGUUUUCGGGGGAUCAUACAUGUUUGUGCAACCACUGAACGCUCGCAAGAUGAUGGUGUACAUGAAGUCAAGAAGGACAGUAAGCAAGUAUUGAGGGGAGUGAAGUAGAAUCCUUCAGAUCUUCAACAAAGACAGCUUCCAGCCCAGCCAUGAGGGUUACUUCUAUCAUGCAGUUUAUCUUGGGGCUCAUGGUUUGCAAUGGACAUGCUGUCAUUUGUGACUCCUUAUAUGGAAAUGAGACAGACCGGUUGUCACUGCUUGAAUUUAAGAAUGCGAUCAGCCUCGAUCCAAAGCAAUCCUUGAUGUCUUGGAAUGAUAGCAUCCACUUUUGCAAUUGGGAAGGUGUUCAUUGCAGGAUAAAGAAUCCACUCCGUGUCAUUUCUCUUGACCUUGCAAAUCGAGGUUUAGUAGGGCAAAUCUCUCCUUCACUUGGAAAUCUAACACUCCUAAAACAUCUAUUCCUAUCGACAAAUAGGUUUACUGGGACAAUUCCUCCAGCCCUUGGUCACUUGCAUCGCCUCCAAAACCUAUACUUGAGCAAUAACACACUACAAGGAACGAUACCUAGUCUUGCAAACUGUUCCAACCUCAAGGCCCUAUGGCUGGAUAGAAAUCAACUAGUUGGGCAAAUUCCUACAGAUUUGCCUCCUUUCCUGGAAAAGCUGCAACUUUCAGUAAACAAUCUUACUGGAACCAUCCCUGCUUCUCUUGCCAAUAUCACAUCGCUAAACCAGUUUAACUUUGCUCUUAAUAGUAUCGAGGGCAACAUCCCAAAUGAGCUUAGAAAGUUACCUGCGCUUCAUAUUUUGAAUGCGGGUGGUAACCAGUUGACAGGCACGUUUCCACAAGCCAUCUUGAACCUUUCUACUCUCGUUAGCCUUAACCUUGGUCAGAAUCGUUUAAGUGGUGAGGUACCGUCAAAUCUUGGUAACUCUCUACCCAAUCUCCAGGCAUUCGCUUUAGCCAACAACUUCUUUCACGGGGAAAUCCCAUCUUCACUGAUAAACGCAUCUGAGCUAAGCAAAUUUGAUAUAUCAAGUAAUAAUUUCACGGGAUUGAUUCUUAGAUCCAUUGGCAGACUUUCCAAACUCACGUGGUUAAAUCUUGAGUUCAAUAAACUCCAAGCACGCUCCAAGGAAGACUGGGAGUUUAUGAGUAGCUUAGCCAAUUGUACCAAGCUAAAUGCCUUCUCAGUAGAGGGGAAUCAUCUAGAAGGCGAGGUACCAACUUCAUUAUCUAACCUUUCCAUUCAGCUUCAAAAUCUAUAUUUAGGACGAAAUCAAUUGACAGGGGGUUUCCCUUCUGGCAUAGCAAACCUUCCCAACUUGAUUGUUCUAGGAAUGAAUUCUAAUCGAUUUACAGGUAACAUUCCACAAUGGCUAGGAACUCUUAAAAGUUUGCAAAUACUAGGCUUAGCUAGCAACACAUUUACCGGGUUUAUUCCAUCCUCCCUUUCCAAUUUAUCUCAGUUGACAUAUCUUCUUCUAGACUCGAACCAAUUUGUUGGCAGUAUACCACCAAGCUUCAGAAACCUUCAAGGCCUUUCAAUAUUGAACAUUUCCAACAACAAUCUGAGUGGUAGGGUACCAAAGGAGAUCUUUAGCAUUCCGACACUAAUGCAAAUUUAUUUAUCUUUUAACAACAUCGAUGGAGAACUUCCUACCGACAUCGCCAAUGCCAAACAACUCACAAAUCUAGAACUGUCAUCAAAUAGGCUAUCUGGAGUUGUUCCUAGCACUUUGGGCAAUUGUGCAAGUUUGCAAGAUAUCAAGUUGGACUGGAAUAAUUUCAGUGGAAGCAUCCCCAUUUCAAUAAGCAAAAUAAGCAGCCUACAAAUUCUCAGUGUUUCCCACAAUAACAUAACUGGGUCAAUUCCAGUGUCCCUUGGCAACCUACAAUAUCUUGAGCAGCUAGAUUUGUCAUUCAACCAUCUUGAGGGGGAGGUCCCAACAAAAGGAAUCUUCAUGAAUGUAACUGCAGUCCAGAUUGAUGGAAAUCAGGGUCUUUGUGGUGGGACUCUGGAGUUACAUUUAAUGGCAUGUUCUGCUACGCCUUCGAAUUCAACAAAGCACAAGCUGUUCUUGGUACUCAAAGUGGUAAUCCCAGUAGCUUGCAUGGUGUCACUUGUUAUGAUCAUACUUGUGUUAUUGUUUUGGAGAAGGAAACAUAAGAGAGAAACUAUGUCUUUGCCAUCAUUUGGUGGAUCAUUUGGUAGACAAUUUCCCAAAGUUUCUUUCAUUGAUCUAGAUAGAGCAACAGAGGGGUUCUCAACGUCCAACAUAAUUGGCAGAGGGAUACACGGUUCUGUGUAUCAAGGGAAACUAUUUGAAGAUGGAAAUGAUGUUGCCAUAAAAGUCUUCAACCUGGAGACAAGGGGAGCACAAAAGAGCUUCAUUGCAGAAUGUAAUGCCUUAAGCAAUGUGCGGCACCGUAAUCUACUCCCUAUACUAACCGCAUGCUCGAGCAUUGAUUCUAAUGGGAAUGAUUUCAAAGCUCUAGUCUAUGAGUUCAUGCCUCGAGGAGACUUACAUAGACUACUAUACUCAACUCAAGACUAUGAAGGCUCUGCAGAUUUGAUACAUAUUACACUGGCUCAAAGGCUAAGCAUUGUUGUGGAUGUGGCAGAUGCAUUGGAGUACCUACACCAUAACAACCAAGGAACUAUUGUUCAUUGUGAUAUGAAGCCUAGCAACAUUCUUUUGGAUGACAACAUGACAGCUCAUGUUGGAGACUUCGGUCUUGCAAGGUUCAAAGUUGAUUCCGGGGUAUCAUCUUCUGAUGAUCCAUACUCAACUUCUUUGAUUGCAAUAAAGGGAACGAUUGGAUAUGUUGCUCCAGAGUGUGCAACAGGCGGCCAUGUUUCAACUGCUAGCGAUGUCUAUAGCUUUGGAAUUGUCCUCCUCGAAAUAUUCUUACGGAAGAGGCCAACCGACGAUAUGUUCAAAGAUGGACUAGACAUUGCAAAAUUUGUCGAAAUGAAUUUUCCUGAAAGCAUGUCGCAAAUUGUUGAACCUGAAUUACUCCAAGAUCAACCUGAGUUUACUAAAGGAAGUCCAGUGGUCACAAAGGAAAAUGACCUGGGCUCUUUAAUUUCAGUGCUAAGAAUUGGGCUUUGCUGCACCAAGCUGUCACCAAAUGAGCGCCCCAACAUGCAGGAAGUGGCUUCAAAGCUGCAUGGAAUUAAGGAGGCUUAUCUCAGAGGGUACUAAGAUUGCUGGCUGUCAUGCUCUCAAAACGAAAGCUGGCAGCAUAUCACAACCUCUUACGGAUUAUUGGAAGCCGAUACUGCAAUCUUCUUGGAGUAUGCAUUGGGCAAUGUGCUCUGCUUGUGCUGUUCCUCAAGAUAGAGCUUCUUCCUUGAUGAUGGCCAUGCAUGCUGUUUAGGUGAUGGCUCUGUUUAGUUUGGGAUAACCUCUUGGAGUCUUGGUGAACUUCUUUUUGAAGGAACCAGCCAUCCUUUAUAAGCUUGAAUCAAGGUUACAUCCAUGGCUUGCUGCUAUUACGAUGAUGCCUUUGUUUGACUCUUAUUGAUGUCUCCUUGAUUUCCUUUUAGAUUAAGUCUGUUGUACGAACAGUUAACUGUAAACUGAAGUUUUUUGAAAGAUCUCCUUGGCUUAUACAUUCCCUGGAUACUCCAGUUUGGAGUUGACUUGUAAAUGUCUGAUGCUGGAAAACCAAAAAUGCUGAUUUUUGCUGCA
This is a messenger RNA of Brachypodium distachyon (stiff brome), 3964 nucleotides long. Its product is annotated as receptor kinase-like protein Xa21. Gene Ontology annotation, cellular component: plasma membrane. NCBI's taxonomy places the organism in Eukaryota, Viridiplantae, Streptophyta, Magnoliopsida, Poales, Poaceae. Gene Ontology annotation, molecular function: protein binding; protein kinase activity; ATP binding. The transcript is spliced from 6 exons. The record is from RefSeq and is a predicted model, not a curated record. The coding region runs from base 416 to 3475 and encodes 1019 amino acids. Gene Ontology annotation, biological process: protein phosphorylation.